GCAGUCAUCACCGUGAUAGAUAAGUAAGGCGGUAAAUAUAAUCGCAAAAACUGACGGGUAAGGUAAAGCGCAUUUGUCAAGACAUUUCCUUAUCACUGGGUCCUUGGUUGUGCAUUUUCAGAAAUACGCAGGUCGAGAUGUCCUACAUGCUUUUCUUGAUCUGCGACUCUUCUCCAACUUAGGGUUCUGAGCUAGCCUUCCCGGAUUUGGCAAAAAAGUGCGUCGGACUCGCGUGCCACCCGCAGCACGACCAAAGUGCACCACAAUGGGAGUACAAGGUAUACUCAGCUAAAAAGAUAACCAUUUGCAAGUCCGCAUUAACUCGAGAUGCUUUCGGGAUGCGCGGAUGCCGAAGUGCCCAAUGGAAUGGCAUGACGCGGUCACCAAUGCUGUCCUCAUGACAUUAUUUAGCGAAGCCGGAUCUCUGGUUCUAUGCCUUGAAAACCGCUUCUCCAUAGUAUCAAUCACACUCGCAACAUGUCUCGCUCAAAAGAAGGCUUCCUCUGGACUCCCACCGAAACCACCUCUGGCCUGCCCACAAAUGCAGUGCAAUCGAGCUCCCCGACCCUCCGCGACCGCUAUGACGUGAUCGUCAUCGGUGCCGGAUUCGCAGGCCUCACCGCAGCCCGCGACCUGAGUCAGAAGCACGGUCUGGCCGUUCUCCUGGUGGAAGCCCGUGAUCGUAUCGGCGGGCGCACAUGGACGGCCCGAGUGCUCGGGGAGGAGAUCGAAAUGGGCGGCACCUGGGUGCACUGGAACCAGCCGCAUCUCUACGCCGAGCUGCAUCGGUAUGGACUGCACCUGAACCUGAAGUCCUCGGCAGGGGCCUACGCGCCGCACGAGCAAUUGUUCAAGUCGUCAGGAGGUGUGGUGGAGAAGGUUUCCUCCGAGCAUUACGGGCCGGCACUCGAGCGCGUGGCGCAGAGAGUCUUCGCGAUCGAGGGAUUAGACAGUCGGGCCUUGAUGCCGUAUCCCCAUGACCCGCUGCGGGCACCUUCACCGUGGAAGCGGUACGAUCAUCUCAGUGUCCAGGACCGACUAGACCAACUGACGGACUUGGAUCAAUGGGAGAAGGAGUUGUUCGCGUCCAACAUUAGCACGUUUGGCAGUGCUCCGGCGAAGGAGACAGGGUUCACCGAUGCACUGCGCUGGUUUGCACUCGGGGGCCACAGCAUGGCGGGAGUGUUCGAGCUGGCAGGAAACUACAAGCUAGGACGAGGCGGGAUGACCUCCCUUGCUCGGGCGAUUCUGAGCGAGUAUGUCGGGGACAUUAGUUUUGGCACGGUUGUCGCAGAAGUGAACCAUGAGGCGGAUGAGGUUGAGGUGCGCACGAAGGACGGACGGAGAUUCCGGGCAGACGCAGUCAUCUCGACGAUCCCACUAAACUGUCUCAGCGACGUGCAAUUCAACCCCCCGCUCUCGCAACCUCACCAAACCGCCGUGCGCCAGGGCCACAUCAACCGCGGCGCAAAGAUCCACUUCAAGCUACGUGAAACGCUGCCCGGCUGGUUUUGGACGGCCAAUGAAGCCAGCGACUCGGAGUUCGUCUUUGCGUUCUCGGACCACAACGGCACCCAGCCUUCCGGGCCAUCGGGCACCUGGUGCAUAGGCUUCGGUUACAAUGGGCAGUUGACCCAGAAGACAGACAGUGAGCACAUCGUGCAGAGGUUCAAGCGGGAUAUCAAGCCCGAUGUCACCGUCGAGGCAUACGCGACCCAUGACUGGAUGAACGACCCGUAUGCCAAGGGCGUGUGGGCCUGCUGGGGCCCCAACAGUGCAUCGGCCCAUCUGCAGGAGCUUCAGAAACCGCACGGUCGCAUUCUUUUCGCAAGCGCGGACUGGGCGGAUGGUUGGCGGGGCUUUAUCGAUGGAGCCAUCGAGCGAGGUCAGGUGGCUGUUCGGGAUACUGUGCGGCUGUUGAAGGAGACUUCCACGGUGUCUGCCAAACUGUGACUAAAGAUGUCGUCGCGGGUUUGGGCCUUG
Aspergillus aculeatus ATCC 16872 is the source of this 1983-nucleotide messenger RNA. RefSeq lists its product as uncharacterized. Bases 478 to 1953 code for a protein of 491 amino acids. Gene Ontology annotation, molecular function: oxidoreductase activity. The record is from RefSeq and is a predicted model, not a curated record. The transcript is spliced from 2 exons. Lineage: Eukaryota; Fungi; Ascomycota; Eurotiomycetes; Eurotiales; Aspergillaceae.